Molecule: messenger RNA, 279 nt
Organism: Prorocentrum cordatum
Lineage: Eukaryota; Dinophyceae; Prorocentrales; Prorocentraceae
Source: the annotation of a GenBank genome assembly
GAGACGGAGCAGCCAUCCGGCAACCCUUACGGCGCCGCGAGCUACGAGGUCUUCAACUACGCCGGAGCCCCGCCCGACAUCUUCAAGGAUGGGCUGGCAAACCCUCACCAGCUCACAGACGAGCAGCUCUGCUUCUACAGCCUGUGCCCCUACGCCGCUAUCGCCGCCAGGCCGCCGGGCGAGUGCCUGCCCAUCAGCGCCGCCGGCGUCACCUACGCCGACGCGCCCCUGGCGAGCGUCGGCGGGGUCGCGAGGGAGCACGGCGCCGUCGUCCUGGAG